AUGGAUACGCUCAAAAAGGAGCUGCAAGUGAGGAGCCGCAUAAUGGACAUAUUCAACAAACGGGAAGAUGAGUUCCCAUCGAAGAAGGAGUUCAACGAUUUUUUGGAGGAGCGUGAGGACAUCAUUUUCAAUCUUACCCAGGGAAUCGACACAGCUGCAAUGGAGCUGAAGGUUGCCGAAUACAAACGCAAAAACCAGAGCAGCAUCCAUGAGAACAGAAUAAGAAAGUUGGAGGAUCAGAGGGCCAAGGCAGAGCCUGCACAACGGCAAGGGGUUGCUGCUGAGCUCCUAAAGAAUGGUGCAACCUCUCUUGCCAAGGCGGGUGAUGUCUUGACCUACAAGCCUUCCAUGCCGACAGCAAGCUUUGUUGGUGGUGGGCCACAGCCCAGUGCGAAUGUGAUCAGUGAUAGAGACAUCAAGCAAAACACAGGACCAAUGACCAGUGAGCAAUGGGAUGCCAUGGCCAGCGCGAGCGGCUGGCGGAGCGAUACCUAUGUCAAAUUUGCUACGGACUAUGCGCUGGAUUCGUUGUUCUGA
Messenger RNA from Ostreobium quekettii, 537 nucleotides. The record is from the annotation of a GenBank genome assembly. NCBI's taxonomy places the organism in Eukaryota, Viridiplantae, Chlorophyta, Ulvophyceae, Bryopsidales, Ostreobiaceae.